ACCCUAAUUUCUAACUUUGUUGCCCAGUUUCUCUCUCCUCUGUUCUGUUCUUUUCUUUGAAGAGGGGGCCUCUGCAUAAACCGUUUUUAGGGUUUUAGGAUUUCCAGUUUUAGGGUUUUUCGAAGGAGAGAGAAAGUGAGCAGCUGCAGCAUCAACAACAAAAAAUGGUGGCCGACAAAGGGAAGAAAUUGAAGGCUACUGACAAGAAUGAUGAGGCGAAUGCUGAACAGAUCGACAGCGAACUUGUACUUUCCAUUGAAAAGCUUCAGGAAAUUCAAGAUGAUCUUGAAAAGAUCAAUGAGAAAGCUAGUGAUGAAGUAUUAGAAGUGGAGAAGAGGUACAAUGAGGUUCGAAAGCCAGUUUAUGAUAAGAGAAAUGAAAUCAUAAAGUCCAUUCCAGACUUUUGGUUGACUGCUUUUCUUAGUCAUCCAGCUCUAAGUGAGCUAGUGACUGAAGAAGAUCACAAGGUUUUCAAGCAUCUAACUUCUAUCGAUGUAGAAGAUUCUAAAGAUGUGAAAUCAGGAUACUCCAUCACCUUUAAUUUCAGCCCCAAUCCUUAUUUUGAAGAUACAAAGCUUACCAAAACAUUCACAUUUCUUGAUGAAGGGACUACUAAAGUGACUGCAACUUCCAUUAAGUGGAAAGAAGGCAUGGGAAUCCCAAAUGGUGUAGACAAUGACAAGAAAGGGAACAAAAGAGCCCAUAUUGAGGAAAGCUUCUUCAGCUGGUUCAGUGAAACUCAGCAAACUGAUGAUGACAUCCAUGACGAGAUGGUACAUAUGCAGGUCGCUGAAAUUAUCAAGGAGGACCUAUGGCCUAACCCUCUCACGUACUUCAACAAUGAGGCUGAUGAAGAAGAUUUUGAGGCUGAAGAUGAUGACGAAGAGGGUAAAGAAGGCUCUGACGACGACGAUGAUGAGCAAGAUGAUGACGAGGAUGAAGAAUAAUAAAUGUAGCUGGUGGUGGAUGGGCCUUCGAUUUGAAGAUGCUAUUGCAGAUUUUGCUUUGCUUUGCUUUGCUUUUCGGAUUACUAUAGCUUUUUUUGUAAAGUGGGUUAUUAGUUGGGAUGAUAAUGAUGAAUUAAUAGGUUGGGAAAUGACAAAUUGUGGCUUUUAUUUCAGUGUUAGCUCUGCUUAAUUUAAAUAGGUAUCCGCCUUCUACAGUAACAUAUCGGGGUUACUAGUCUUGUCUGCUAUCUCGAUAAUAUAUAUGCAAGCUUCUGAUGCUGAUAUAUUUUUUCUGU
Chenopodium quinoa (quinoa) is the source of this 1243-nucleotide messenger RNA. Its product is annotated as NAP1-related protein 2-like. The coding region runs from base 165 to 947 and encodes 260 amino acids. NCBI's taxonomy places the organism in Eukaryota, Viridiplantae, Streptophyta, Magnoliopsida, Caryophyllales, Amaranthaceae. Gene Ontology annotation, molecular function: chromatin binding; histone binding. Gene Ontology annotation, biological process: nucleosome assembly. The transcript has 10 exons. The record is from RefSeq and is a predicted model, not a curated record. Gene Ontology annotation, cellular component: nucleus; chromatin.